AUGAAGGGUUCCGUUUUCGCGGCUGCUGCCAUCGUGGGCUCUGCCCUCGCCGAGGGCAACCUGCACCGUCGCCACGACGCUCUGCACAAGCGCGCCGUCGCUGCUCCUGCUCCGAACUCCUCCAGCGCCAUUCCUACUCCCUCCGGCAACCCCGGUGGCCCUGCUGAGGAGACGUGCGGCUGCACCACCAAGGUCAUCACCGUCUGGGGCUCUCCCACCCUGAUCCCGAUCCCUCAGACUUCCACUGAGGAGGAGACCACCACCAGCACCUCCACUGUGCACUCGACCAGCACCAGCACCACGACCGUGACCGUCACCCCCUCUUCUUCUGUGGCUCCUACCUCCACUGUCUACGUGAGCCUGCCCACCGGCGGAGUCACCUCCUUCUCCACCACCGGUACCUACACCGUCCCGGCCACCACCCUGACCGUGAGCGACACCACCACUGUUUGCGGUGCUACCACCACCAACGUGCCCAGCGGUACCCACACCAUCGGCGGUGUCACCACUGUGGUCGAGACCGACACUGUCGUCACUUGCCCGUACGCCACUGUUAAGCCUACCGGCACCACCUUCACCAGUGUCAUUGAGUACACCACCUACACUUGCCCUGCUGCCGGUACCUACACCGUCGUCCCCGGCACUGUCACCACCGUGCCUUCCAGCACCGUGAUUGUGUACCCUACUCCCUCCACUCUGACCCCCGGCACUUACACCAAGCCUGAGACCACCAUCACUGUUACCGAGGUUGACACUACCUACUACUGCCCCUUCGCCGAUGAGACCACCAGCAGCGCUGCUGCUCCCACCAUUGCCCCUGCCCCUGCCCCUGCCACCACCACCGCUGCUGCGACCACCACCGCGGCCCCCGCUCCCGCUGCCACCAGCAGCGCUAGCUCUGGCUCCUCUGGCGCCGGCUCUGGUCUCACUGGCGCCGGUCAGUUCGGUAUGACCUUCUCUCCUUACACCCAGUCUGGUGCGUGCAUGACCAGCGAUGAGGUCAAGAAGAACCUUCAGAUCAUCAAGAACAAGGGCUUCAACCUGAUCCGUAUCUACUCUACUGACUGCAGCGGUCUCGAGUUCGUCGGUGAGGCCGCCAAGUCUCUCGGCCUCAAGAUGAUCGUCGGUGUCUUCAUUGACCAGGGCGGUAUCUCCAAGGCCCAGGAGCAGGUCGAGGCUAUCGCCAAGUGGGCCCAGUGGAGUCUCGUUGAGCUGAUCGUCGUCGGUAACGAGGCUAUUUCCUCCGGCUACGUUAACGCUGGUCAGCUCGCUGGCUUCAUCUCUUCCUCCGCCAGUGCCUUCAAGGCCGCUGGUUACACCGGCAAGGUCACCACCACCGAGCCCAUUGACAUCUGGCAGUCUUACGGUAAAUCCAACCUGUGCGAGCCCGUCGACCUGGUCGGUGCCAACAUCCACCCCUUCUUCAACGCCCAGACCACCGCUGAGCAGGCUGGUGAGUUCGCCCUGAGCGAGUACAAGAUCCUCGAGGGUAUUUGCAACAAGGACGUUCUCAACCUCGAGACUGGCUGGCCCAAUGCCGGUAAUGCCAACGGUGCCGCCGUCCCCGGUGUCGCCAACCAGAAGGUUGCUGUGGAGGGUAUUGCCAAGACCAUCGGCUCCAAGUCCAUCUUCUUCUCGUACGCCGAUGAUGCCUGGAAGCCCGCUGGCGAGUUCGAUGUUGAGCAGCACUGGGGCUGUGCCUCGGUCUUCUAA
Penicillium chermesinum is the source of this 1713-nucleotide messenger RNA. RefSeq names its product putative cell wall glucanase (Scw11) (gene btgE). Gene Ontology annotation, cellular component: fungal-type cell wall; extracellular region; cell surface. The transcript has a single exon. Gene Ontology annotation, molecular function: 1,3-beta-glucanosyltransferase activity; glucan endo-1,3-beta-D-glucosidase activity. Gene Ontology annotation, biological process: cell wall organization. Lineage: Eukaryota; Fungi; Ascomycota; Eurotiomycetes; Eurotiales; Aspergillaceae. The coding region runs from base 1 to 1713 and encodes 570 amino acids. The record is from RefSeq and is a predicted model, not a curated record.